Penicillium longicatenatum is the source of this 999-nucleotide messenger RNA. RefSeq lists its product as uncharacterized. Bases 1 to 999 code for a protein of 332 amino acids. Lineage: Eukaryota; Fungi; Ascomycota; Eurotiomycetes; Eurotiales; Aspergillaceae. The record is from RefSeq and is a predicted model, not a curated record. The transcript has a single exon.
AUGGUCGAUACGCUCGACCAGCCGCCUGAUGGCCUCAUCGGGGGCUACCACGGCCACAGUCUGACCGUGCGCAUCUUGAUGAUCGUUUUUUCCUCCAUCGCCCUGUACAAUGCGAUCGAGCUGUUCAUUCUGUUGUUUCUCACCUUCCAAUCCUAUCGCGGCCUAUAUUUCUGGACCAUGCUCCUCUCCGUCGUCCUCGGUGUUAUCCCCCAUUCGAUCGGCUACAUCCUGGAGUUUUUCUCCUUGGCCCCGCUCUGGGUGUCCUUGACCCUGUCAACCAUUGGGUUCUAUGUUAUGGUACCGGGACAAUCCGUUGUCCUGUAUUCGCGUCUGCAUUUGGUCGUCCAGAGCCGGCGUGUCUUGCGCUUUGUGCUCUGGCUCAUUAUUGUCGAUGCGAUCAUUCUCCUCAUCCCCACCACCAUCCUGACCUUCUCCACAGCCUAUAUACGGACCGAUCCGUUUAUUCGGGGAUAUAAUGUGAUGGAGCGCUUGCAACUGGCCUGGUUCUGUUGCCAGGAAUUCGUCAUAUCCGGGAUCUACAUCUUUGAGACGGUCAAAUUGCUCCAGCUCAUGCCAGACAAAGAUCAGCGCCGGACUAGAAUCAUGUAUGAGCUGCUGGCAAUCAACCUUGUUAUCAUCUUGCUCGAUGUUUGCCUAUUGGUGGUGGAAUAUAUUGGUUUCUACUCGCUGCAGACCACUUUGAAACCAAUGGUGUAUAGCAUCAAACUGAAAUUGGAGUUUGGCGUCCUUGGCAAGCUCGUCUCACUAGUCCACACAUCCCGGUCGGCACCAACUUCUGCCGAACAAGAAGAAUACCCGCAAUUCGUGGACCCGAGUCAGCUCACCUCUGACGUGACGCACGCGGCCCCUGCUGAUCGCGUCCCACGCGGAAUGCAAGCAUGGAACACUAUCUCCAUGGAAAGCCUGCCGAUGUCCGAGCAGCGAAUGCGCCCAUCCACGCGCUCCAGAAUUUCCAGCGAAAGUACCUUUCCUUCCUGA